Bombyx mori (domestic silkworm) is the source of this 9239-nucleotide messenger RNA. It is a transcript of the gene tipE, whose product is annotated as protein tipE. Bases 299 to 1285 code for a protein of 328 amino acids. NCBI's taxonomy places the organism in Eukaryota, Metazoa, Arthropoda, Insecta, Lepidoptera, Bombycidae. The record is from RefSeq and is a predicted model, not a curated record. Gene Ontology annotation, molecular function: sodium channel regulator activity. Gene Ontology annotation, biological process: regulation of sodium ion transport. The transcript is spliced from 4 exons. Gene Ontology annotation, cellular component: plasma membrane.
GUCGCGGUGACGCGUUCACGUCUACUUCAAAACAGACGUAGCGUUCAAGGAACUAGUGAAAAAAACACGAUUAAAAUCAACAAAAUAAUGAUUUAGUGUUACACAAAUAUAGUGGAGCUACUAAAUAAUAAUUAAAAUGACAAACAAUCAAAAAUGUGAUUGAAUGCCACAAGGGACACUUGAAAAGAACACGAACAUUUAGAAGAAACGUUUUGUGAAGACUAAAUAUGAACAGAAUACAAUGAAACAGCCGAGCUGAAACAAGCGCUAUGAACUCAACUAGCGCUGCCUUGCCACAAUGGCCGACGAAGAGAAAAUCCCUCCGACCUUUCUUGAGAAACUCCUAUUCUACACAACAGCCUCCUUCGUUCUUCUUGCCACGUUCAGCCUAUUCGCCUUUCUAUUCUUAGUGCCAUUUGUGAUUGAACCAGCUUUCACUACGAUAUUCAUGCAAUUCGAUCCUAUAGGAGCUUUGUGUGUUACCACCCAAGUUAAACAUUUGGUCGGAGCGAGCAAUUGCACGUGGGCGUCCUGCAGGGAGGGCUGCACUAAAGAUCUAUUUGAAUGCACACAAAUUAGGGUCAGCUAUAAACUGGGUAAUUCAUCUAAUGUUACUGAAGAGGAAGUUGAAAAUCUUAUCAGAGUAGAGAGGGCUCUCAGGAAUGAUUACGACUAUGAGAACGAGGUAGCUGCUGAUAAGUCUUAUCCAGAUAUGGGCGAGAGGGAUGACUUGCCUGAACCGUAUCCAACCGGGCUACAAGGGAACGACUCGGAAUGGUAUUUUACCGGGGCCCGUUUGUUUCCUAACGUGAAAGGUUGCGGUUAUCCUCCUAUAUUGAACUGCACAAUAUUCUACGGAAAAUAUAGGCCUAUUGGCACCAACUUCACUUGCUACUAUAGCCGGGUGGAUCCGGGCUUGGUUAUCACCGAACUGGACAUGUGGCAGAACACUCUGAACUUGGUGUACGCGAUGGCCAUACCAAUACCGUCAUUCUUUAUCUCCGUCAUAUAUUUGACGUUCGCUUACUUCAAAAUUUAUAAUACUGAAGAUGAAUCCGAGCAGGCGCCUCUGAAGAGUGACGCUGAGGCUAUGGCCACCGGUGACGAUGAGAAACCAACGACCCCAGGGUCUGAUACGUUUAGAGAAGAUCUCGCAUGUUUCGGUCACCAAUUAAAGAUGCAACUAGCCAACGAUAAGCCUAAAGACGGCUUCGAGUCCAAUAGUCCACCCAUUUCCAAUUCUGCCUCACUGUCUGGGACCAAGUCGUCAUUCGUGAACGCCUAAUGUGUGACUAUUGAACAGUUUACAAGUAGAGAUGACAGGACUCUUGAACGGGCGGAUACGGCUACAGGAUUCAUCACGAGAAUUGGUGAACUGAUUAAACAUUCGUGAAGAUUAUUGUGGCUUACAUCGUGAUCCUGAUUGUGGGCUGUCGUUCCAAUCUCUCUGCCUCUUUAAGAGCGAGAGAACAUUUCACGAACGCGUUAGGCGAUCCGGCCUGUGAUUAUAUAAAGGGCGAAAGAAUUUUAUAUACCUGUGCGUUGUGAGAAAAUCGAUAAUGUUUCGUGGCAAUGUUUCCAGUUGAUACUUAUUCGAUACAAACUUAAUUAUAGUACUUUCACGUUAUUACGAUACGCUCCUUAAUUAACAUUGUCAUUAUUUUGGUUUCGUCUCGUUUAAAAAAAAACGUAAUGGAUACGGUAAUCGAAAACAGUAUUAUCUAACACAGACAUUAAUCUAACACAGUGAUUGGUAUGGUGGCGGUUACUCAGUUAACACUAUUUCAUUAUUUAUUGUAUUAGUUCUUUUAUUAAUUUUAAUUUUAUAUUUUAGUAGUUGACAAUUUUAAUUUUAAUAAUUUUGAUAUUGAUUGAAUGAAUGAAAAUUAUAAUUGGCGUAAUCACUGGUGGUAGGACCCCUUGGGAGUCCGCACGGGUAGGUACCUCCACCCCGCCUAUUUCCGUCGUGAAGCAGUAAUGCGUUUCGGUUCGAAGGGUGGGGUAGCCGUUGUAACUAUACUGAGAUCUUAGAACUUAUAUCUCGAGGUGGGUGGCGCAUUUACGUUGUAGAUGUCUAUGGGCUCCAGUAACCACUUAACACCAGGUGGGCUGUGAGCUCGUCCAUCCAUCUAAGCAAUAAAAAAAAUUAAAAAAAAUCGGUUUCAUUUGAUUUGGUUUCAAUUUUGUUUGUUUUUGUUUUGUAGUCAUUCUGAUAAAUUGUAAUUUUAAUUUUAUUGUAUUUUGAUUUAGAUUAUGUGAAAUUUUAUGGGCUUAAGUUGCCUGAAAUAAACGCAUUUCAUUUCAUUUCAUUAUAUAAAAAUAAACUACAUACAAAAUGAAAAUGAAGAAUACAGAAUUCCAUUGCUCAAUCAAAAAAAAAUAUUGCCACGAAAACAUCGCGUUGACUAGAUGUAAAAGAAAUUUUAUCUUCUAUAGUGAUAAAUAAAAAAAAAAUGUAUAAGAUUUUUAAUACGCUGGCAUGCUAAAAUUAAGUCGAAAUGCACGCAUGCUAAUAAAAAAAUAUAUACAUAUAUAUAUUUAAAAAUCGCAUUGUAUAAAAGAGGAAAAUAUAUAAAUCGUAUCUAUAUGUAUAAAGCCGUUGUUGCAAGCCGUUUUGUUAAAAAUAUAAUAUUAAUAAAAAAUCGUGCAAACAAAUUAAGAUACCUUGAAAAGCAUUUCGUAAUGUCCCGUAAGACGCACGAUACAUUUUAGGUGUAUAAGAAAUAGAUAGUUUAUUUAAGUGAUAGAUAUCAAAUUAGUUAGCAAACUUUAAUUUUAUUUGUUUAAAUAAAUUUGCUAGUGCUCAAAGUUUAAGCGAAAUUAAAAUUAAAAUUUAUUAAAGCUUCGAUUAUAAAUAAGAUAUAUAAUUGUAUUGUUUAUUUGAAGGUGCUGACUUAUUUUCUAAAUUUUAUUAUAAUUGUAGGCAGAAUAUUUAACUAUUAUAUACUUUACUAUAUAACACAUAAUAUACUGUAUUACCGUAUAUUGUAUUCUACUUAUGUAUACACGUUUUGAAGUCGUCGUGGCCUAUAGGAUAAGACGUCCGGUGCAUUCGUAUCGAGCGAUGCACCAGUGUUCGAAUCCCGCAGGCGGGUACCAAUUUUUCUAAUGAAAUACGUACUCAACAAAUGUUCACGAUUGACUUCCACGGUGAAGAAAUAACAUCGUGCAAUAAAAAUCAAACCCGCAAAAUUAUAAUUUGCAUAAUUACUGGUGGUAGGACCUCUUGUGAGUCCGCACGGGUAGGUACCACCGCCCCGCCUAUUUCUGCCGUGAAGCAGUAAUGCGUUUCAGUUCGAAGGGUGGGGCAGCCGUUGUGACUAUACUGAGACCUUAGAACUAUAUCUCAAGGUGUGUGGCGCAUUUACGUUGUAGAUGUCUAUGGGCUCCAGUAACCACUUAACACCAGGUGGGCUGUGAGCUCGUCCACACAUCUAAGCAAUAAAAAAAAAUGCAAAUUCAACGCACAAAAAAAAAGUUUCAAAUGAAAAUUUAGCCACACGUCAAUUUUGUUGUUACAUAAUUAAAUACGAUAAUGUUUAUUUGUAUACAUAAACAGUCAUUUUUAUGUUAUUAUCUAACCGUAUUCCAUGAAGAAUACAUUUGUGACUAUAACUUCUUUUUAUAGUCUUUAGUGUAAAUCUGUUAUAUGGCGCGAUGACAUUUAAAUCGUGACGAAAAGGUUCCAUGCGAGACGGUAUCGAGUGAUGCUAUUAUCUCAGGAUGCAAAUUCCUUAGACAGCUAAAAGCUUUUGUAAGCAGCGUUGCCAGGACUUCCACGUGUAUCAGUGGAGCCUGCAAAGUUCAUAAAUCAGCGUAAUUAUUGCGUAGCUAACACCGAACUGUAACUUAAGUACGUAAAACACUUACCUAUUGCUUCUUGAAGCUAUCAUGUCCUCUGCUUUCCAACAACGAGCGCGAAAUACAAUUGUAGUUCUUAAAUCUAUUUGGCUGUGGUUCAACAGGAUCACGUGUUCCUAACCUAUUGCGAUUAACAUCUGAGCGUAAUUUAAACAUUUUUCGGGUGGGAUUUUUACCACAAAAUUUUCCUGUAUCGUUACUAUUUUGUUUUUUAAACCCCGUCGACGCAAUGAUCUUUUUUGCCACGUACCUACCAUCUGGCUAUGAAAUGAGCUCCCCUCCACGGUGUUUCCCGAGCGCUAUGACAUGUCCUUCUUCAAACGAGGCUUGUGGAGAGUAUUAAGCGGUAGGCAGCGGCUUGGCUCUGCCCCUGGCAUUGCUGAAGUCCAUGGGCGACGGUAACCACUCACCAUCAGGUGGGUCGUAUGCUCGUCUGCCUACAAAGGCAAUAAAAAAAAAUGCUUGAACUUCUUAGGCAAUGUUCUAGAUCUUUCCAGUUUGUUGGGUGCGAUCCAACACGCGUCCUCUUCCUCACACGGCUUAUACACUUCGUUUAACCCUUAAUGAUUUCUUUACUGAUGAAAUCAUUAAGGGUUAUUAAGGAAUUAUAUUUUUCCCUUUCCAUAACAGCUUAUUCUAAUCGUUAACGCGUUGACUGACUGGUCACCCGUGCCCUACGCGGCGCUCUAAAGUAAUUAUCUCGAUUUCUUUCUUCGAUCUUCUUACUUAGGUGCCGGAAUAUCUAAUAGACACUGGGAAAGACGAAUCCGAAGAUACUUAGAAUGAAUUUAUUUCUAAGAGACAUAAAAGACUAAAACAUAGAUUAACAAAGAAAAUAAUGCAAAGUUAGACGAUCCAAACACUCAGUAACAGCAAUCGACAAAAUUACUACAGUGCGCCAAGUAAAGGUUUACUAACAAUAUUCGAAUAAAAAUCGUUUCUCAGGAGAAUGUUCUAGCAUUAUGCUUCUUAUUCGAAGCGACAUAAAGAAUAAUAUAAAUCUCUAUUUGGAAUUUUACGCGCAAGUUGAUAGCACGUACAAUGUGACCAGAUUUAGCAGAACUCUGCGGUUUUAGCAGAAUUAGAUCCUCAAUUUAAGGUUUAGCAAUUUGUGUUGCAGAUCUGAAAAUAAGGUUUUUUUUUGGAGGAAUCUCAUAAAACCUUCGCAGAAUUGUAGCAGGAUUUGACAUCUAACUGUGUUCACAUUUAGUCAGUUGGGUAGUUGCGUUAAAAAUAUUUGAAGAAUUUUACCUUUGUCAAAACAAUGUUAGAUUUUUCUUCUAACACUGGCAACACUCAACCACAUUUUAGGGGAAUCCCCUUUAAAUGCUUUGCUUUGAAGUUGUCGGUAGUGUUCAAUGAACACUGUUCAUUAAUAUGUAAAAAAAGAGAUUAAUGUUUUCAAAUUUCAGUUCAGUGUAUCUAUAAUGGAUUUCCAAAGGUAUUGUCCGCCGCGAAAUGACAUGUUUAACAUUUUAUCUCCGGAACGUUCCGCCAAAAAGAUUUCUUAAUGUCGUAACGUUAAUUGGUCGAAUGAGUCAGCACCUUUAGAUCGAGACAAAUGAGCACGCGUUGCCGAUUAGUUCGUAUCGAUUCGUCCGUCCCAAGCCUACACUAUUAAAAAAUUCAUUGGCACGUAAUCAUCGAGCUCCUAACGGACUUUUGAAUUAACCGAAAAUACUAUAGUCUUUAUUAGUUUAGAUUCAUAAGUUUAUUUAAGUUGGUAGCUAGCUACAUUAUUAUAAUGUUUAGCGCAUUCGCCGCGGUACAUUAUUUGAACAGUAGAAAACUUAUAUUAUAUAAAUCGAAAAGCCUUAUUGUAACGUUAUAUGUAUAAGGUGUGUAAAUAUGUUUUGUUUGAAUUGAAAAAAAAACUUCAAAAAAUUAUGCCUUCUUAUUAUUAAGCUUGAAGGGAGCGCUUAAUGCAUUUAAAAUGAAGCCAGAACGCGGCGUUCGUUAAAAUCAAAACGAAAUGUUCUAGAGUUUUUGUAAUGCGUAUAUAUUUUGCAUAGCAUCUUUUAUUCUGGGACCACGUUCUGCUUAGGUUCCAAUAUAAUUAUAUUAAUGUUUCAUUUACAAAAAAAAAAUGCGCAUUUACAAAAUGAAAAAAAAGGGUGCGUGUACUUAUUUAUGUACGCGCGUAAGAAGUUAUACUUUAUUUUUAUUAAAUUUAUUUCUUUUUUUUUAAUUAUUAAAUAAUUAAUAAUAAAUAUUUAACGUUAAUAAUUUAAUAAUAUUUAGUAUGAAUUAUAUUAAAUAAUAAUUUUGUCAUUUAUAUUACUAAAUAAUACAUACGGAUAGUUAACCUCAAUUGUAUUGGAGCACUUGUAAAAUUUCACUCUCAUAAAUUUUUCAUAACGCGCCUAUAGAAGUAUAACUUCAAAAGCAACACGAAAAAUAUAUUUAAGCAUAAUAUGCAUUUAGACAGAACAGUGUAGCCUGAUGAAUUUAUACGCACUGAAUAUAUAGUCCAAGGAAGAAAAUAUUGGAAUCGAACGUUAAAACAAAAAAUACAUUUUUGAUCAUGAUUUUUUUCGUUAGAAAGAAAACCACCGGAUGUUCCGUCGAUGUCAAUACUGCUAAAAUACAUCUCGGAGUUAAAGGUAAAGGAUUUCUCGCAAAAUCAAAUACAAUAUCAACCAAAUCCAAUCAUCAAACCAAUUAACAACACAACCAAUUAACCUAAAAUAAAAUCGCUCAUCUUUAUUGAAAUUUUAGCGGAUGUAUAAUUAACAUACGGAAUUUCACUAUCUUUGAAUAUUUUAUUUGUAAAACAUACGUUUUGAAAAAACUUGUUUAUAAUUGGGUUUUUGAAAAAAAAAAAAUUGUGAUAAGUGGAAAGAUCAUAUUAAUAUAUGUAUUAGUUUUAUAACAAAACUAAUUUUUUUUAAGUUUUUUGCACUAAAUAUCCAUUUUAUUAAUAACAAAGUUUUAAAAUACAAUGAAAAAAUCAAUAAUUUUGUUUUUUCAAAAUCCCAAUUGUUUAAACCAAAGUUAUAAAACAGAAUGUCUUAUUCUUUUUGUAUUAAUCUGCAAUCGAGCGAGCAACGAACCAUUUUGUAAAUGCCGGACCCUAUCGAGAUAUGAGAUCAAAGUAUUGCAAAAUGGCUGCCUCAACCGAAUAACUGCGGAGAAUAAAAAAGGCUUUCUUAUAAAAAUAAUUCAAAAGACAAUAUACACGCAUCUUGGAAUGUAGGUACAGAUAACCCUCCUAUAACACGGUAGGUAUAUAUGUUCCUACAAAAGCCCGUGUUGUGCGAAAUCGGGUUAUAUGAGACUAGCUGUACCCGUCCGCUUCGCUGGGCAUUUAAAAUUAACAUUCUUAUUUCUCACCCCCCACAAACAUUCUCAUCAUUAACGCCCCCGCAACUGGUGUAGGGAGUCCAAAACGAUUUUUUUAACUGCGUGAUGUGAUGUCUCUAGUAUUGUUUAUAUGAGAAAAGUAAGCAUUAAAACUGUUAAAAUUAAAUACGAUUGAAAAUUAAAGAAAUGUUUAUUUCACGUAACAGUUUUCUAAGUUACGUGUUGAAAUAACAAAACAUUCUUGUGUGUUGAUAAAAUGUUAUAUAAACAUAUUUGUAGGCAAAACAAUUUGCUACAAAUUAUGAUUAUACAAUUUUUUUGUAAGACGCAUAGUUUCCGAGGUAUCGCGAAAAGAGUGCUUUCACCCCUUUUUCCAAGAUGGCGGCCGGGGGACACGGGUGGCGACCCCACAAACCUGAGGUUAAGCUUCUAUUGACACCCCACAAAUGUCCCAAAAAUAAAAUUGCAUCCAAGACGUUUUUGCGAAAAAUCCUUUAUAUGUCCAUUAAUUCUUAAAUCUCCGAUCACUAAGUCAAAUCUAAACGCUUCUUAAGUCUACUUUAAGCUUGUACUAGCAAUCGAAGAACCUUAAGAGCGUCCUCAAUUUUAUUUUAAAAAAUAUUAGGUAUCUAUGAUAAUAAAAAAAAAACAGAAAUUUGCCACUUUGCAAUGAAUACAAAGGAUACUUUGUAUAUUUUUAGCGAGUAAACAAUUUUCGUGAACGUAUAAGCAAUUAAUCAAUAUCAUAAAACGAAAUCCAUGUCAAAUUAUAGUUUAUGUGUAUUAUAUUUUUCAAAACUGAAAGUUUGGUUGUGUAUAGUUCAGUGAUUCUCAACCAUUGUUCCGCGGCACUUUUGCGUGCCGCCAAAUUUUUCGAAUAUAUAAUAAUGUUAAUAUUAUUGGAACGAAGUUCCUUAUCGCGCGUUGUGAAAGGGGGCUAGACGGAAAAAAUUCUUACGAAAAGUUGUCACGACACUUUUUAGAUCCGUCAUUCUGACCAAUCAACGUGUAGGCGCUUUAUAGUAUUGUGUUUUUCUUCUUCAUAAUGCCGUAAUUUAUUAUUAUAACUUUAAAAAAAAAUUACAAUUCCUUCACUAAUUAAUCGAAAGGAACUUCGUUCCAUCCGGGUGUCCCUUGACACCUCUGAAGUUUGUAAAUUAUAUCAUUUUAAAAGAAAAAUAUUUUAAACAUGAAUAUACUAUAAUAUUUAAAUACACAAAAAAAAUAUUGUAUAUUUUAGUUUAUUUCGUAUAUGAAAAUUUUUUUUAUAAACUAUUAAUGCAGUGUGUUGUAGUAAGUAAAUAAUUUUUAUCUUUUUUUUUUGUGUGCCGCCAAAUUUUGAAAUCGUUAAAUAUGUGCCGCACAACAAAAAAAAGGUUGAGAAUCACUGGUGUAGUUAGUUAAGAGUGAAUCUUGAAUCAUUAUUUCGAAUUCCUUAUUAAUUGAUAAUGUUCUAUGUAUUAUUUCAAGCUUAUCGCGUUUAAUUGUAUUUAUAUAAAACUUAAAUAUUUUUUUCGUUUUUAUUGUAACUAACACAAGUAAUAUUUUCUAAAACAACUAUUUUAAUAAUUUACGACACUUUGUACAAAGUUUCUUUGAGAUUAUGAAAAUAGCAUUUCUCGUAAGUAUUAAGUAUUACUGUUAAUUUUAAAUAUUUUCAAAAAAAUUAUUACUUUUAAUGCGUGAAUUAUUUGUCUAAGCUACAAAAGUAUUUAAAAAAAAAACAUUCUAAUACAAAUACCUUGUUGAUUUUUAUAAAUUCACUUACCCAUGUAUAUUACGUUGUAAAUAACAUUUUCAAUUUGUUCUUAACGUGCAAAAAUUAAGUUAUGGAAAAGAAAAUUGUUAAUUAAAAGAUAAAUAAAUAUAUAUAUUAAUUCCAUAAAUAGUAUAUAAUAUAUAGUAAACGUUUGUAAAUGCAAUUAAAAAUCGCUAAAAUGCAAGCGGAAAGGUUCAAAAAAUGUUUGACGCCUUUUCAUUUCAAACUAUUGCCUUAUGAAUGUUUUGUACAUAAUUAAAUUAAAAUGAUACUAAAAAAAAAACGUUAGUAGGAAAUAAAACACUUAUUGGCUUCA